UGGUCACAGCAGCGCUGUGCUGACGACACAGCGGAGGAGAAACGCUCGGCUCCAGCGUGGACUCGCUCCUGUGCUGAUUUCAUUUUACACAUUACCACUUCUAGCCUCUUUGCUGCGCUCAUUCUGGCUGCUUGCGGACUUCCGUACAGUGUGUGUGUGUGUGUGUGUGUGUGUGUGUGUGUGUGUGUGCGUUUGGCUGCAGCGGUGUGAGAGGUAGAAGUUGGAGGCUGUGUUGUGGUCUACUGCCGUAGAAGACUGGACUCAACUGGGACUAAUACAUGCCCCUGGAGCCUUUUCUCUUUGUAUUCCCAACUUGCCAGGCUUCACCUUAUUUUUGCUUCAUCUUGCCCUUUGUUUUUGUCACUUCGUGCCUCUCUCUGACAUCGGACACCUGCGUUGACCAGGCUAACUGCAGUCUCAGAGCGUUGUGGCAAAGCUGGGGAUGAGCGUCUCUGCGUCUCCUCUUCUCUCUUCGUUUCCUCGCUGUCAUCAUCCAAAGUGUUUGUUCUAUUUUCAUUGAUCUUUUCUCAUUAGGUUGUCUGGAGUCUUCCCCUGUCCCUUGCUUUCUGGGUUUGCUCUCCUUCUCCCCUUCUGCAUUGGUCAGCCUCUCUAUGCUCCAUUUCUCUACGCCCCUCUUUGCCCUACAUUUUUGUAUUGUUUCUUUUUCAUCUUUCAUCUCAUCUGUUUUGCCGUCGCCUCUGGAUUUACAGAAAUAACUGCCUACCAUUUUGUAGUAAAUAGUGCUGUGAUGUAAUUACACAGAGUUUUAUUUUACCAGUGAGGGCUGUCAGUGGUAUUUUGUAACAUAGAUGGUUGACAUGUAAUGCUAAAUCCUGUGACUUGAGAUUUAUGGCUGCAGGGAAACUGCUCUCUUUGAAUUUCACAUCAAGGACUGAUUAAUUGGAUCAGCAGCUCACACAAGAACUGAAUUUGAUAUUUUGUGAGGAUUUAUUGGACUGUGGGACGGUCUAAUGGCCUAAUGGAAGGAGAACCCAUACCCCAAACGAGGAAGGCAGACUUGAGCAUCUGUUCUGAGAAUCUUACACCCUGCUGAAGGGUCUUUGAAGACCUCCCUCAACCCUCUGCCCCCCUCAGUCUCAUUUAAGCAAAGUAGUGAGAAGGAGCUUUCUUACAGUUAUCUUUGCAUCUCAUUGUUCAGUGGGAUCGCUUCUUUUAAUGGGACAAAUAAUCAUGACCUGAAACCUGAGCCGCUUGUCCCUGAUAUGAUGCAGAAUUUGAUGUUUCAGCAACAUCUAGAGGACUAAGAUCCAGUCUUCCGAAUGGUAACUUGGAUUCCUGCAUAAAUUCUGUGUUUGCAUCUCUUUCCAUAUUCCGGUUAUCUUGAAAUUGAAAUUGAGGACUUUCUUUUGACUUUCUCUUUUGUGGAGUUACUUGCUGUGUCACCAGACUUUACAAAAAAAGGAUAUUUAUCUUCUGUUUCCUGACAUUGACCUCUGACUAUCAUCCUGUAACCAAUGGCAACCCCAUUGCCAGCAGGUCCUACUUUGUAUGUUUUUGGGAGCAAUCUGCUUUUUUGGCUCAUUUAAAUCCCACAUAUCCUGGAAAUAUAUCCUCCCAGUUCUUGGCUCUAUGCGGAUUUUGGGGCCCAGCAGUUCUGUCUGGACCCUGUGGCCAGACGUCGAAAAGUCACAACAGAAUAAAUGGAGAACACCGGCUGCAUCCCACUUUGCUGGAGCAAGGGGGCUUGCAUCUACGCACAGCACCCUCUGCCAAAAUAUGACGGCCAGUUAGCCUCUGCAGGAGCAUCUGAGUCUGGCAUGGCGUCGUCUUCCUACUUGGAGCCCAACCUCAAUCACUCUGCAGUGGGUGGUUGUGGUGUGAAAUCCCGGUCUGGGAUGCCCACUGCUCCCAGCGUUGGUACGAGCGGCUCUGCUGGGGGUCUCGAGCGGCCCCCGGGCUCCAUGGACAGGGUUCUCAAGAUCUUCCAUUAUUUUGAGACGAAUAGUGAACCGUGUACCUGGGCCAGUAAUAUUCGGCAUGGAGAUGCUACAGAUGUCAGGGGCGUAAUUCAGAAAAUAGCCGAAAUCCACAAGCUGCGCUGUGUGUCCUCCCUGGGACUCCGUCUGACUCAUCUACACUCUGAUGCUCUUCAUUGGUUACACCCUGAUUUGGGUGUGUCUCAUGUCAGGGAAAAAUAUGAGAAACUGCACCCCCAGGAGGAAUGGAGGUAUGAGUUGCGGAUACGGUACCUACCUAAAGGUUACCUCAGCCAUUUCUCUGAAGACAAACCCUCACUCAACUACCUCUAUCACCAGGUGAAGAGUGAUUACAUGCAACACAUAGCGGAUCAAGUGGAUCAGGAUGUUGCUUUAAAACUGGGCUGUUUGGAAAUUAGGAGGUUCUUCAGAGAGAUGCCAGGCAACGCACUGGAUAAGAAAUCCAACUACGAACUACUAGAGAAAGAUGUUGGUUUACGAAGGUUCUUCCCUAAAAGCCUGUUGGACUCUCUCAAGGCAAAGACGCUUCGUAAGCAGAUCCAGCUGACCUUUAAGCAGUUUGCUAAUCUCAACGAUGAGCAGAGCAUCCACAAGUUCUUUGAGAUCCUCUCGCCUAUGUACCGCUUCGACAAGGAGUGCUUCAAAUGCGCUUUAGGGUCUAGUUGGGUAAUAUCAGUCGAGUUAGCUAUCGGACCAGAGGAAGGAAUCAGCUACCUCACAGAUAAGGGCUCAAUGCCUACGCACUUGGCAAACUUCACCCAGGUCCAGUCCAUUCAGUACUCGGCUCUGGAGGAGAAGGACAGGAAAGGCAUGCUGCAGCUCAACGUGGCGGGAGCUCCAGAGCCCCUCACAGUUACCACAGCAUCCCUGACUACAGCAGAAAACAUGGCUGACUUAAUUGACGGCUACUGUCGGCUCGUCUCUUCCGCUACUCACUCCUUCAUUGUCAGAGUCCACAAAGAGGGGGACAGAGCUCUGCCUUCCAUACCCAGAGUUUCAAAUCACGAGAAGAGGAUGGAAAAACGGAUGGACGGCGUACGGACCAGAGCCGUUUGUGUGUCAGCAGGUCACACUAGUGGUGAUGAAACAGACGAUUAUGCUGAGAUCAUAGAUGAGGAGGACACCUACACAAUGCCUUCAAAAUACUAUGGACUAGAUCAAGCGCGGGACUAUGAGAUUCAGCGCGAUCGCAUUGAGUUGGGACGCUGCAUAGGGGAAGGUCAGUUUGGGGACGUCCACCAAGGAGUCUACAUCAGCCCGGAGAACCCAGCGCUUUCGGUUGCGGUCAAGACAUGUAAGAACUCCACGUCUGACAGCGUCAGGGAGAAGUUUCUCCAAGAAGCACUCACCAUGCGUCAGUUUGAUCAUCCUCAUAUUGUGAAGCUUAUGGGAGUCAUCACAGAGAACCCAGUCUGGAUAAUCAUGGAGCUCUGCACACUGGGAGAGCUGAGAUCAUUCCUGCAGGUGAGAAAGUACAGCCUGGACUUGGCCACUCUCAUCCUCUACUCUUAUCAGCUCAGCACAGCACUGGCGUAUCUGGAGAGCAAGCGCUUUGUACACAGGGACAUUGCAGCAAGAAACGUGUUGGUGUCCACAGUGGACUGUGUAAAGCUGGGGGACUUUGGACUGUCACGAUACAUGGAGGAUAGCUCCUAUUACAAAGCUUCUAAAGGCAAACUGCCUAUUAAAUGGAUGGCUCCAGAGUCCAUCAACUUCAGACGGUUUACCACAGCCAGCGAUGUCUGGAUGUUUGGCGUCUGCAUGUGGGAGAUUCUAAUGUACGGCAUCAAGCCUUUCCAGGGUGUGAAGAACAACGACGUCAUAGGCAGGAUAGAGAACGGCGAGCGACUGGCAAUGCCGCCUCAGUGUCCUCCUACUCUCUACAGCCUGAUGACAAAGUGUUGGUCAUAUGAUCCCAGCAAGAGGCCGCACUUCACUGAGCUCAAAACACAACUGAGCACCAUAUUAGAGGAGGAGAAGGUCCAGCAGAAGGAGAGGAACAGGAUGGAGAUGCGGAGACAGGUCACGGUUUCGUGGGACUCUGGAGGGUCUGACGAGGCGCCGCCAAAACCCAGCCGCCGCCCCUCCCUGCAGCCCACCUUCAGUCUGGACUGUCUUUCUGCUUCUUCUCACCACCACUGCCAUCAAAACCAGCGCUUUGCUUCACAGCUCUCCCUCUGCCUUGGAAACCCUCAACCUCCAUCUCUCUGCACAUCCUCUCACCUACCCACUCCUCCACUCUACUCAUCAUCACGUCUUCAGUUUCCCCAUCACUAUUCCUCUUCUACUGAUCCUCUUCCAACCCCCAGUUACUAUAAUUGCUCUUUACCUCAGUACAACUCUACAUUGAAUUCUAAACCCAGGACUCGAACCAACUUAUCUCUGCAGUCUCAAACUAACUUCUGUUCCCCGCCUCACACUAACUCAGAAACCCUGUGCAAUGGCAGCUGCCAACACAAGACGACUCCCGCUUCCAGCAGCCAUCUGCUGUAUUUGUCAACCAACUCCUAUUCCCAUUCCCGCGUGUCAACUCUCCCAAAUAGACAGCUCAAGUCAAACUCAGAUUCUAAAACCCUGCAGUCAACCAGUUUUCACUCUGGCUGCCAGAUUAAUCCCCGUGCACCACUGCAACCUGACUCUGACCCCCAGAGCCACCGCCCUGCUGUGCAGCCAUGGAGGAGUCUGCCCCACACUCAUCCACACACAGAGUACAAAGCCUCUGCCUGUUCCGUGCCCAUCACUAACCCCCUGCUAGACAGUCAAAUGCCAAACCUCCCAGUAACCACCCAGACAACUACACCCAUCACCUGCUCCGAAAGACCCACGUCCAGAGCCCUGAAGCCCAGUAGACCAGGCUAUCCCAGUCCUCGCUCAAGUGAAGGCUUUUAUCCCAGCCCUCAGCAUCCUGGACACUACCAGAUGGCAGGGUAUCCUGGCCCCCACACCCUCCCUUCAGUGCCCAGCGCCCUCUACCCUCCACAGGCUGCAAUGCUGGACACACACCACGCGCACACACACCCCCGGCAUCACGUUCACACACACUUGCACACACAGCACCUUCAGCCUCACGGGCAGGACAUGGCUCUUUGGGGCUCCGUGAUGGAGGACAGGGCAGUAGACAUGCAGCAGUGUGUAGGCCAGCAGUGCCUGUUAAUGGAGGAACAGCUGAUGAUACAACAACAGCAGAUGGAGGAGGAUCAGAGGUGGCUGGAACAGGAGGAGAGGCUUUUGAAACCAGACGCCAGGAGUUCUAGGGGAAGUCUGGACAGAGAAGACUGUGGACUCCAGCCACCAACAGGAAACCAGCACAUAUACCAGCCCGUUGGCAAACCAGAGCAUGCAGCUCCCCCAAAGAAACCCCCUCGACCCAGCGCCCAGAGCCAGGUCGGGGGCCUGGCCUGCUUAAACGCCGGAGAGAGUUACAACGACGGCGUCAAGCUGCAGCCCCAAGAGAUAAGCCCGCCCCCCACUGCCAACCUGGACCGCUCCAAUGACAAGGUGUACGAGAACGUCACAGGCUUGGUCAAAGCGGUGAUUGAGAUGUCGAGCAAGAUCCAACCAGCUCCUCCUGAGGAAUAUGUCCCCAUGGUGAAGGACGUGGGUUUGGCAUUGAGGACGUUAUUGGCCACAGUGGAUGAGACUCUACCACAGCUGCCAGCCAGUACACACAGAGAGAUUGAGAUGGCACAAAAGCUUUUGAACUCCGACUUGGCAGAGCUGAUUGGAAAGAUGAAGUUAGCGCAACAGUAUGUGAUGACCAGUCUCCAGCAGGACUAUAAGAAACAGAUGUUGACGGCGGCUCACGCUCUUGCUGUUGAUGCCAAGAACCUGCUGGACGUCAUCGACCAAUCGCGGCUCAAGAUGAUGGCCCACUCCCGUCCACACUAGCCCCCCCACCCCCAGCAGCUGAGCCGACCAGCAGGGGCCUGUCUGCUGUUUGAGAGGCAUCAUCAGCAUGGUUUCUGUGGACAGUGGUGAACUUCAGUGACGCCGCGCGGGGCUCUCAAUGCGUGGGAACUGAUGGAGGAAGAGCGUCUUUGACAGCAGCCCAGUCAUCAGCUGGUGAAUCCUCCGCUCGCCGAGGCAAACAGUUCGUCUGGGAUCAACGUCUCCACCACUGUGACUUUCUUAAUACUAGAACAGAGCAUAAAUCAGGGACCCGGCAGCUUCACUGUUUAUGGACUGAAAUAUAAAGAUGGACGCCUCUGACAGACACAAUAUCAUGGGAGCGAUGAGAUGCGGAGCCAUAACCUUGACUGGACUUCAUUCCAUCUGCAUGACACUGCACAUUCGGAAUGAACUGGGACAUCACCUGCUCAUUUGACACGUUUUGACCACAGGAAAUCCCUCCUUAGUUGAAAUACCUCCAUGGAUUCUUAAUCGUGGGCAGAGCAAACCAGACGUUUUCUACUCUCCUUGGUUCAUGCGCUGCUUCGGAGUGGACAGAUAAUUCCCACAGUCCUAGUUGGGUGUAGAGAAUCAGCCUCUCCCAUGCUCCUCCCUGCUGUCAUCCAUCCAUUCCUGUCUUCCCUCCGUCUCACCAGGUUUUAUUUAUAGACUUUGCAGGGGAGAUGGAGGGAACCCUGAGGACAGCACAGCGCCGGCCUGCUGCCGAGGAAAAGACGAACAAUUCUGCUUUUUCUUACUCCCUGCUCUUCUUCUUCCUGCAGUCUUCCUGAGCUCCAAAUGUGAAGAAUCCCAGUGUCUGGGUAAACGCCACAGACAAGAAGCUCGUCACUCGGUGUCGUCCGCUUUUUGACAAUGGCUCCAUGUUUUUGUUUUGGUUUGUUUUUGAUUAGUUUUUCUUCUUCUAUACAAAAUACUUUUUCUUGUCCCAGCGUUUUUGAGAAGUAAUUAUUGGGAAUAGCCAGAAGGUGAAUACUGACUGACUGAACACUUUCUAUGUGUCCCUCCUGUAAGAUGUGUAACACUUAAGCCCCCCAACUUUAUAGUGAAUUUCCUGAGGACGGUAAUGAAUUUCCCAGUCCCAGUUUCUUUCAGGUGCAACACUUUAGAAAUGUCCGAAGGGAAACAAACACAAUCAUGAAAGGUGGAGCCACAUGACAAAAACUCAUCUUGCAGACACAAAACACUGAACUGAAAAUACAGCAGAUCACGCGUGUCUUUGUUAAUACAGACACCACAUGGUUUAUGAUGUACUGCUAUGUGAAAUAUACUGGUGACUGUACUAGUACAGAUAAUAUCCUGGUAUGGAGAAGAGCAUAUUUGCACAGCAUCACAAAAAUCUGAUUUUUUUUUUUCAUUCUAUUGUACCUGGAUUUGAUUGAUCAUUGAGCCAGCAGUGGAACUAUCGACGAUCUGGGUGCUAUAGGGAUAAAAAAAAUGUAAAAAUAAAACAAAACAAUCUAUUUUAUUUCCUUGUUGUUGUGUAAAUCUGCUCAUGUUGGUAUAUUGUAAGCUAUACUGGUGUGUAUCACUGGUUAUUGUACAGAACUCGUAUUAGUAAACACUGGUUUUUAUUUUGUCUUCUUGGCUAAAUCAGCCAUGUUGUCAAAUAGAAGUUAAAAAAACAAUGAAAUAAAAAUAAUGAUGAAACAGAAAA
Messenger RNA from Betta splendens (Siamese fighting fish), 7521 nucleotides. RefSeq names its product focal adhesion kinase 1-like. Gene Ontology annotation, molecular function: protein tyrosine kinase activity; ATP binding. Lineage: Eukaryota; Metazoa; Chordata; Actinopteri; Anabantiformes; Osphronemidae. The record is from RefSeq and is a predicted model, not a curated record. The transcript has 35 exons. Gene Ontology annotation, cellular component: focal adhesion; cytoskeleton. Bases 1662 to 5846 code for a protein of 1394 amino acids. Gene Ontology annotation, biological process: signal complex assembly; protein phosphorylation.